AUGCAGCUAUUGCUCUUUGUCAUCUACGGUACGUUAAUGAGUUUCCUCUCAGCCGAGAUAAAUAUAUUUUGUGAAAUUUCGAAUACAACUGCAUCUAACAAGUCUUACGUAGUAAAAGUUCAAAUCGAUAACAAUGAAAUGCAGACCGUUGAAUCAUCAUAUAUUGUUCAUUUGUACAAGAAAAGCUCAAAUGAAUCAAUUUUGAAUAUCGAUCUCUAUACCAAUGAAACAUUUCUAUUCGAAACACUCCAAUGUCAUCAACACCACAUUAAUAGUACAUAUGAUGUUAAAUUGGGUGAAAGAGAAGCAAAAGAUAAUAAUUUGUCAUCGGUUACACCAGACGAUAAGCUAUCAACUAUUGUCAAUAAUCAAAAUGGAACUGUACCAACCGGUGUAAUGAACAUGAAUGACUCGUCCGCCGUAAAUGACGUAUCAGCAACAACUACUGUCAUCUCUACUAGUACAAGUAAUAGUACUACUAAAACUACUACUACUCGAAUACUGAAAACAGCUGAACCAUCGUCUACUCAUUCAGCACAAUACGGCAUGGGAUUCGGUAUAACAUUAAUUAGUCUAUUAUACAUCGGUGAAAUAGUUUAUUUCAAAUUUUUUUAUCGUUUUAAUCAUGGGAAUGAUGAAUAUACAGUAUAA
Molecule: messenger RNA, 651 nt
Organism: Adineta ricciae
Lineage: Eukaryota; Metazoa; Rotifera; Eurotatoria; Adinetida; Adinetidae
Source: the annotation of a GenBank genome assembly